AUGAAACGGGGUCUGAGUUCUGAAUGCCACCUGGAGUCCGUGAUCCUGACUAAGGACAAACGUGCUCUUAGUACGGGGAAAGUGCUUCAUCGGCACCCGAUCGCAUUUACGUCACCAGAUACAGCGGUCGACCCACGUUCCUCAGACCUCGCAGAGGCAUAUACCAGUGCUACCACCAUCAACGACAACCAUCUGCGAGACCCAAGUUUGGAAACCUUUGGUGUCCUGGAAAAUUUGGCCUGGGGCAGACAAAGUGACACACCACAAUCUGUGACCCCAGGACGCUCUAUGAUACAUGAAUUAGGCGAGGAUGGAUUAGACGAGGCGUACCCAGGAAUUCUGAGUCCGCAGCAGGAAGAUGCAAUUCUUGCUUUCCACAGGGAUGAGAUUGCUUGGAUGCACAAUGUGCUCCAUGUGCCUACCUUCCUUGCGGAAUGGGCAGAACGACGCCAGCAACCCAGAGAGCGUUGGUUAGCCCUAGAUGCUUUGUAUCUAGCAUUAAUGGCGACCGGCUUAUAUUACAUGUCUCCUGCUCAGCAUGAGCACAUUGGCAUUCGAGCUGGCUACAGACUUAGCGAAAGGCUCUACCACAAAACAGUCAUGGUUCUUGACAAGAUUGACUUUAUGUAUAAUCAAUCGAUCCAUGCGGUCCAGGCCAUCUGUGUCUUUCUCCCCUGUGUUUAUGGUUUUGGUGAAUACAAGCGUGGCCUAGUCUUGCUGUCAAUCGCUACGACCAUUGCUCAAAGUAUGCAACUUCAUCGAUUGGACUCGGGAAUUGCCAAUGUGGUCGAAACAGGCACAACAGAUGUCCUUGAGCUAGAGAUCAAGAGACGAAUCUGGUGCUUCCUGGUCACACAAGAUACUUACUUGAUAGCCGCCAAGAAGACUUAUACCAUAAUCCUGGAACACUGCUCAGUGAAAUGCCCUUUGCACGUUGAAGAACCGUGCACAAAUUCUGGCGGGGAUGUUCUCCUCGCAGUACCAUUGGAACAUGUCACUCAAAAUAGCUAUAUGCUUCUUCACUACCAUAUGUCGCAGAUAUUCCGCACUCUGCACUCACGGAAUGGACCUCCACCUGCCGAGCCUCCUUCUCUCGAGAGGCUAUACCAAAGGGUUCUGGACGCAGAUGAGCAGUUGACUGAGUUCAUGGAGCUUGCUCCUUCUUGGCUCAAGCUUGAUGCACAGAAUGGUCUUGAGGACGGGGAAUCUUCCCCUCACACUUCGUCGACAACUGCUUCUCAACGUCGGUCGUUUCGGAUCGCAUAUCUCAAUAUGAGAUCCAAGAUUCACCAGCCUUUCUACUGUCGAGCAUUCACGGAUAAAAAGUUCUACUACUCUAAGGCAACAUGCCUAGACACGGCUCGAAGCUUACUCAGGAUAUUUGCCGAUCCAACGGAGCAGACACUACCACUUAUGUGGACGGCGACAUCGCAUGUUAUCUACGCAUGUAUCACCAUUGGGAUACACCUUUUGUUUCCUCAGCGUGGUAGCCAUAAUCCUGAAUCAUCCUGGACAACCACAAUGAGCGGAGCAACAGACAAAGCGCUCGUGAGUUCUUGCAUGAAUGUUUUGAAUCUAUCCAAACGCCCUUGUCGUAUUGUCAGCAGGGGAUUGAGAAUGCUCAACCAUCUCUUUAAUCAGCAAAGACAACAGAUUCCUGCCAACAUGAUCGUAGAUCGUGCCCGCAUUGAGAGUGUACUACAAGAUAACGAAACAUCUCCAUCCGAGGAGGAGCAAGAAGAUGAACUUCCACCGGCAUCUCCUUUCCAUUAUCCACUGGACGAAUUUGUUGGGAGUUUCGAGCUUUACACGAGUAAUCAAGGUUAUUCUCUCGAUGACUUUAGCAUAGUUUGA
Molecule: messenger RNA, 1854 nt
Organism: Exophiala bonariae
Lineage: Eukaryota; Fungi; Ascomycota; Eurotiomycetes; Chaetothyriales; Herpotrichiellaceae
Exons: 4
Coding region: 1-1854 (617 amino acids)
Biological process (GO): DNA-templated transcription
Molecular function (GO): DNA binding; zinc ion binding
Source: RefSeq, a predicted model, not a curated record